Molecule: messenger RNA, 3447 nt
Organism: Dicentrarchus labrax (European seabass)
Lineage: Eukaryota; Metazoa; Chordata; Actinopteri; Moronidae
Gene: atg14
Product: autophagy related 14
Exons: 11
Coding region: 232-1758 (508 amino acids)
Biological process (GO): mitophagy; cellular response to starvation; autophagosome assembly
Cellular component (GO): mitochondria-associated endoplasmic reticulum membrane contact site; extrinsic component of phagophore assembly site membrane; autophagosome
Source: RefSeq, a predicted model, not a curated record
AACCCGUCACGUGGUUGAGAGGAAACCGGAAGUGCGGACUCAUCGUCUGUUGAUCAAAACACAAACAGCGGAGUGAGCUCGAGCCUGUUCUCCAGCAUAUCGAUCAGAUAAUAGAUCAGGAGCAAUAUCAGAAGAUCGAUAUGGAGCAGUAGAGAGUGCUCAGCCGAUCACAUACUUCGAUCUAGCUUUAUACAGUUAGCCGUUAGCUGGUAGCCGUUAGCCGUUAGCUCCAUGGCGUCCUCAGCGGGGCUCCCCCCCCUCGGCCCGGGCCGUGCUGCUUCUUCCCCCUGCAUUCACCCCACCGGCAAGCCGCCUCUCCGGCCCCACCACCCGCACCCGGCUCACUGCAGCCCGGCCUGUGUGAUGGGGGAGUCGGUGGACGACGCGGAGGGUCUGUAUGUGGCGGUGGAGCGGUGCCCGCUGUGCAGCACCUCCCGCCGCAGACUCACCUGCGCCCGCUGCGUCCAGGACGGAGACUUUGUUUACUUCGACGGGAGGAACACCGAGAGGUACAUUGAGAAGUUGGAGCGACUGAAGAAGCUGAAGGAAGAGAAAGAGCAGCUGCAGCAGAGAGUCCUGCAGACCAUGGACAGGAAGCUGCAGGCCGAUGAGAUGAAAUGGAAGAUCAUGUCCUGUAAGAUGAAGAUUGAGCAGCUGAAGGAGGCGGUCGCCGCGGGCAACGAGGAGGUGAAGAGCGAUAAGGAGCUCCUCCUGCGCUCUCAGGAGGACAGUCAGCGACUGCAGCGGCGGGCCGGCCGCCACCAAGAGAAACGGGAUAAAAUCGAGCGUCACAACCGUCGUCUGGGUGACCUGCUGGAGAGACGCAGCCGUGAGCUACAGACCAGACUGAGUCAGCUGGCAGCUCUGAGGCGAGACCACAUCCUGGAGCUCACGGCCCACAUCUUCCCCACACAGGAGGAGAAACAGGGCAGCAGAGACCCCGCAGAUGUGGUGGCGGAGUGCGACCCCGCGUUGACCUCCAGCACGGUGAGUGAGCUUGCUGAAGCGCGGAGAACCACCUACCUGUCAGGACGUUGGAUCUGGGACGACCAGAACGGAGAGACCAGCAUCAGCAUCACGGGACCCCCCGUCACCCUGCCCAGCAACGGAGACUGCUCCGCCUACUACAGCUGGGUGGAGGAGAAGAGCACCAAUCAGGGCCCAGAGCUGGACCACAUCAACCCAGCUCACACCAUCAGCGCCGCUCUCUGUUACGCCACGCAGCUCGUCACCAUCCUGUCUCACAUUCUGGACGUAAACCUGCCCAAGAAGCUCUGCAACAGUGAGUUCUGUGGAGAAAAUCUGAGCCGCUACCGCUUCACCAGAGCUCUGAGCAAACUCAACACCAACAUCCUCCACCUGUGCUUCUCCCAGCAUGUGGACAGCGAGAAGCUCCACCCCCAUCACACUCUGAGAAACAUCAUGUUUCUGGUUUCCCCCGACAACGACAACCUGGGCAGGACUGGCCCAUUCGAGGUGAGCGCCGACCUGGAGGAGUCGAUGGAGUUUGUGGAGCCGGAGGCGGCAGGGCCGGCCGAGGAGAGUGGAGAUGAAGCGGUGACGGACGAGGAGACAGACCUGGGGACUGACUGGGAGACGGUUCCCAGUCCACGAUUCUGUGACAUCCCAUCACAGUCCAUGGAUCUUUCCCAGAGUGCAUUGCAGGUUUCACAGCCCGCUGCUAACACUGGGGGGAUGAUCUCAUCCGCUGCCGCCUCAGUCACUUCCUGGUUCAGAGCGUACACCGGCCAGCGCUGAUUCACCUAUACCAGAACCUGUCCAGAUUGGACUGGUGCAGAUCUGGAACUCCUGAAGGUCUCAGACUUUUGGUCUGGCUUUGGACUGGACAGGUAUCAAAGGUCAGAGGUCAGGCUGGCAGGUCAGAGAUCAGCAGAUCCAGAUGCCUGGAGCUCUGAAGAGCCAAUCACAGAUUAUCAAGAUCAGGUACUCCAUGGUCCAGGUACAGUUUGGUUCAGGUUCACUAGGCUCCUCGUUGAGCAUCUGAACUGUUACAUUUUUUUUAAUUUGAAUUCCCCUAAACUUGAAUGUUAUCAGCUUAUUAACAUGUAAUUAAUGGGUUAUAAUGACCAUAAUGUGGUAAUUCCUGUUUAUGACUAUAAGGAUUGUGGUAUCAGAUCAAACUCCGUAUUGAAUUCAACAGUGAUAGAUCAAUUCUAAACUUCAUAUAUAUAUAUAUAUAUAUAUAUAUAGCUCAUAAAACACAUCUGUAAUGGUUCCCACCAAAUGUGAAUAUUUUCCCUUUAAUCUGUGUCACUGCAGGAGUUAGAGCCCACAAUAAUCAGCUGUUUCUGUGAUUUAAUGUUAAUAAACGGAUCAAUAUGAUGUUGAAAGAACAACAUCAUGAUGAUCGAUUUAUAAAGUCUGAAUUCAGACUGUCGGUCUGUCUGUAAGACGACGAGCAAACUGCUUUUAAAAUGCUUGUUUUCUGAAUGGAGUUUGGUUGAUCAGGGCUAAGCUAACUUAACCUUGGUGGCUCUCAGCAGACGGGUUGGGAGGAGAGAGAGAAGAUAAAUCCACUUUUUAAUCCCAGAGGUUUCAGUAAUAAACAAUGUGAACGUCUCCAGAUCAGCUCAGGAUCAGGUGGGACUCUGGCUGUUUAUGGGCUCUCUCCUGCAGAGCUCCCCGGGCUCCAGCAGCUGUCUGUGUGCAGCAGCAGCUCUGUCUCUCCCUCCUCCUCACAGACUGCAAACACCCGACAUACGAUACAACGACCACCUCAAAUGUGUAAAUUUUACACUCCCACAAAAACGUGAAUGAGGUUUUAUGUGUGUUUGUCAUUCACAUCCGCUGCCGCGAAUUCGUGUCCAUUCACGUCUUGGAUUCUGUAUGGAAUCUUACUUUCGUGAAUAAUUUUAUUAAUCACGUUUGAUGGGAAUAAUAAACAAUACAAAAUAAUAAUAACGUGCAUAAUAAUAUAAAAUCUGUCUUUAUAGGAGAAAUUAUAAUUAUUGAACAUUAAUAUCUGUUAUAAACAUUUAUUACAUGUUUAUAUAAAAAAAGAGCAAAGAAUCAUCUUUCACCACCUGUCGACCUGCCAGCCUGUCUCUCUGCCUAUCUGUCUGUCGGUCUGUCUCACCACAAAGGGAAAGUUUCUGUUUUUAUUUUUAUUUUCUCUUUUUGUUUAUUUUUUCUUCGUUUGUGAAACAAAGACAACAAAUGGACUUUCUGCUGUGAUGACAGCAGCGCUAACAAACUCAUAGCAGUUGCCAUGGCGAUAACGAACCCUGUUUAUACACACACACAGACACACACACACACACAGAGCGGACUGAAUGUGGUUCAGGUUGGUGGUUUACCUGUCCUACAGGUGAGUGUCAGCCUGAUGGAGAGAACUGGUUCUACACUGAUGUGUUUAAAGGACGUGUGACAUUUUCUGUUUCCAUGAAAAGAUUGAAAUGAAAUAAAAUCCUGUUUUCUGGUUUUCAA